Molecule: messenger RNA, 523 nt
Organism: Marmota monax (woodchuck)
Lineage: Eukaryota; Metazoa; Chordata; Mammalia; Rodentia; Sciuridae
Gene: Rpl35
Product: ribosomal protein L35
Exons: 4
Coding region: 117-488 (123 amino acids)
Biological process (GO): maturation of LSU-rRNA from tricistronic rRNA transcript (SSU-rRNA, 5.8S rRNA, LSU-rRNA); translation
Cellular component (GO): cytosolic large ribosomal subunit; ribosome
Molecular function (GO): mRNA binding; structural constituent of ribosome
Source: RefSeq, a predicted model, not a curated record
GAGAGUCCUAGCCGCGGUGCCAUUGGCCGCGAUCGCCGCCACCCGGCAGUAGUUGCAGGGGUCAGCUCCGCCUUUUCCUCUUUCCCUCGGCUCCGGUAACGGCGGAUCGUGCAGCUAUGGCCAAGAUUAAGGCUCGGGACCUUCGUGGCAAGAAGAAGGAGGAGCUGCUGAAACAGUUGGACGACUUGAAAGUGGAGUUGUCCCAGCUGCGCGUCGCCAAAGUGACAGGCGGUGCGGCAUCUAAGCUCUCUAAGAUCCGAGUUGUCCGCAAAUCCAUCGCCCGCGUUCUUACUGUCAUUAACCAGACUCAAAAAGAAAACCUCAGGAAAUUCUACAAGGGCAAGAAGUACAAGCCCCUGGACCUGCGGCCCAAGAAGACAAGAGCUAUGCGCCGCCGGCUCAACAAGCACGAGGAGAACCUAAAGACCAAAAAGCAGCAGCGGAAAGAGCGGCUGUACCCUAUGCGCAAGUACGCGGUCAAAGCCUGAGUGUUACGGCGCAAUAAAACAAAAACUGGCUUUCA